ACUGUUGGGAAAAACCCUGCAGCACUGCUGACCUAAUCUUCUACACUACAGUGUUUGUUUAAAUUACAGAACUCUAUUGCAUUGUCUGAUGAGAGCUAUUGUUGUUUAGACUUGCUUUCAGCGAUUAGAUUACAGUUUAAGGAAAGCAUGGUGUUUAUGACAGAAACUUGACUGGACUAGAGAAGGUUUGGAUUCAUAAUGACGGAUGAAAAUGGAAUCGGAAUCAGAAUGUGAUUCUAUUUUAAUGACACUGGAAACGGCGUUGAUUUUUUUUAUUUUUACCUAACAUCCGAUGGACCAUAUUUUGACGUUGUCACUGAAGUGAAACUACAUCUGAAGCCUUGCAUAUGAUAUGACAAGUUAACUUACUGAAUUAAAAUCCACUUUUGCUUAUACAUUUCAUUUCUUGGAGGGUCAAAUGGAGCAUUCUGGCUGUGUAAAUUUAUGCAGCCUUACCAGCACCCUCCCUGUGAUCCCCUAUCAGAAGCUCACUGACUUGCACUACCUGAGCAGGGGAGGGUUCGGCACGGUGUUCCGAGCUCAGCAUUCUGACUGGAGGACUACAGUGGCAAUCAAGUGCCUCAAGUUAGACUGUCCUGUCGGAGAAAGGGAAAGAAACAGUCUUUUGAAGGAAGCAGAGGUACUCCAUAAAGCCAGGUUUAACUACAUUAUCCAGAUUUUUGGUGUCUGCAAUGAACCUGAAUUCUUCUGCAUUGUGACAGAAUAUAUGAGCAAUGGAUCGCUGGACCAGCUACUACACGAGAAAGAAAUCUACCCAAGACUUGCCUGGUCAUUGAGACUCCGUAUCCUCUAUGAAAUUGCAUUAGGAGUGAAUUUUCUACAUAAUAUGACACCACCUUUGUUACAUCACGACCUGAAGACUCAGAACAUCCUUCUUGAUGCUGAAUUCCAUGUGAAGAUAGCAGAUUUUGGACUUUCAAAAUGGCGUCAGCUAUCUAUUAGUAAAGCAUCUGGCUCCAAGCCACCUGAAAUGGGAGGGACGGUUAUCUACAUGCCUCCAGAAGAGUAUGAGCCUUCCAGGAACAGGAGGGCAGAUGUGAAGCAAGACAUGUACAGCUAUUCAAUAAUUAUGUGGGAAGCCCUAUCAAGGAAGAUACCAUUUGAAGAAGCUACAAACCCCAUGCAGAUCAUGUUUAGUGUUUUGAGAGGAAGUCGUCCAGAUACCAGCGAAGAGAGUUUGCCGUUUGACAUCCCUGGCAGAGACACCUUGAUAGAGCUUAUGACCAGUGGCUGGGCAACAAAUCCAGAUGUACGACUCUCCUUCAUAAAGUGUUUAAUCGAACUAGAACCUAUGGUACGAAUGUUUGAUGAAAUAGAUGUGCUUGAAGCAGUGCUGGAAGUAAAGAAAUCCAAAUUAGUCAGUGGAUCACGUUAUUCAUCAAGUUCAACUUCUGAGAAGUGUCAAAAAGGACAGAAAACUCUGAAUGUAAUGAAAAACAUCCCUCCUUGGCAGGAUGACAGCUCUGCCUCGUGGUCCUGUUCAGAAGAAGCUGGCUUUUCACAGCCCCAGUUCCUGACUGUCAGCUGUGCUCCUCCUUCUAACAUCAGUCCUUCCAAAGAUUUGCAAGAGUCUUCAAAUGAUUCGUAUUCAAAAAAGAUGGAUUUUAAAGAGAAUUAUAAUUAUAACAUACCAGUGCAAUCAGGGCACAUCCAUCUGAAUCCUCUAUCAAAUAUCCCGGCUGCAGGGCAAGAUCUGCCCAUGACUUUGAUUGCCCCAAGUUUCGAGGAGAACAUGCCUAAUCAGCAGAUUUACCAAAGUGCCAGAGCACAGUCAGGCUUCAACAUCCCUUGCAAACCGUCUGUCCCUGAGUCUGAAUGUUCAGACCAGCUUAGUAAAAUGACAGUGCAACCCAGCCCCACAGUUUUUAUUCCAGAGUAUGCACAGCCAGGAGUAGCGCAUCAGUGGAUCCAAGCCAGAAGAGAAGAUGUUGUUACACAGAUGACUGAGGCUUGUAUUAACCAGUCUCUGGAUGCACUUCUCUCCAGAGAGCUCCUAAUGAGAGAGGACUACGAACUCAUUACCACCCAGUCAACAAGAACUGCUAAAGUCAGGAAGCUGCUUGAUAUUUGUGACAGCCAGGGAGAGGACUUUGCAAGAAUCAUUGUUCAGAAACUAAAGGAUAAUAAGCAAAUGGGACUACAGCCUUACCCAGACGUGUCACCUACCAUUUUCGGUGCAUCUUCAUUGACCUUCGAGAACCGGAAAAAUUUUUAACGUUUCAUCCUGUUUUUCAGUGCAUAUGAUAUUGGAUUGCCUUCUUCAAAAGAAUGUGUUCUCAAUAAUUCUGUGUAAGUGGAGGUGUAUUUAUAAGUAUUGAAACUCAUUACAGUGAUCUUGAAGAGACUAAGAAUUGGACCUUGUUAUGCAGGAUUCUGUCAUAAUAAAAGUAAAGACCAAACUCUUACUCUGCAAAACUUUUUAUUUGAUUGUAAGUCUGAAAUGUCCGCCGCUCUGAAAAUUAGUUUUCGAUGGUUUUAAUAAAUGUGUACACCUCCUAUCUACAGCCUUAAUCUGGCAAAUAAUACAGCGAUACAGCCCAGUAAUGCAAUACUCCUAUGGUUAUGGUUUUAAAGGCUUUAAAAUCGUACUACAUAGGAAAAUUGAAAAUUUAUCUUCCUAUUCAAAGUGUAACUGUAGCAAAAAACACAGACAUAAAAGGAACAGCUGGGUUAACAUAGUGUUUGAUUCAAUUUUUUUAAAUUCUUUUUUUAAUUAUUUUAUCAUUUGUGCUGUUUGCUAGUCAGUUGGCAUCCUUUGGCUUUAAAACAAACUUUGUUUUGUUUAAAACUAAAAUGUUCCUGUUAAAAUUGCUCGUACUUGCUUUGAAGUCUGCCUCGCCUCUGUCUGGAUGCAUUUGUUGUCGCAGUUGUUUUUCCUUCUCCAUGAGCAGCACAUCGUUUAUGGAGUGCUUUAUCAUCUUCAGAUAUGCGUACGAUACAUCUGUUUGUAUUGCUCUGCUGUCUUUCACCUCCUUUUCAAACUGUUGGAUUUUUUUUCUUGGCCUUUAAUUUUUUUUUUGUACUUGGCUACCAAUUUGCCGGUACGGUAUUCCUGUUGCCGAAUAUGAUGCCGAUGUCAAAAAUUACUUCAAAUGUUUUCUUUUUGAAAGUGUAACAUGUUUGCGUUUCCCAGUCCUUACCAUUUCAGUAGGUUAACGUUGCGCUUUUCUAAACUGGUUUCUGGUUGCAUUGUGACUGGUUGGAAACUUGCAGGUAAAACUGGGCUGUUCGUCUGAGCGGUCAGUUCAUAAGUGUGGUGUUUGUGACUCUGAUCUUCUACUGUAGCUGAAUCCGUUCCUAAACAGAUUCAAAAUCAGGGGGGGGGUGGGGGGGUAAGGGUUAGGCUAUUCCUCUUCCACCUUUAGAAACUGCUUCCAUGAUAAAGUACUUCUCAAUAGACAUGUAUCCUAUAGUUCCAAAAAUGGCUUUUCAAGGUUGUGAAAAACUUUGACACAAGGAAGUUACUUGAGGAGAUGUUUCCUUUUCAGUGGCGUGUGUUUUGGCUGUGUUUUGGUAUCUGAAUAUCCUGAUAUAUUCUGUGCUGUGUCGUGCAAACCUGUGCUUCUGAAUAAUACCGUUUGUAGAAGUCAUUUGUGUUACAUCAUGACCGUUAUCAACGUGCCAUAUUCAAGAAUGGAUAUACAGUAUGGCAAACUUCUUUUUUUUUUUUUCAGGAUUUUUUGAGCAGUUGGUGCAAAAUAAAAUGAAAUACAAACUUUCAGUGCAUAUUUUGUACUUCUCAGUUUGUGCUUUUACUACACCUGCUGUACUCGCAGUACACUGGGGGGGUGAACUAUAAAAAUACAUUUAAACUGUAUACGCCAAAUGUAAGAGAUUCUAGAAAUAUUUUUGUGUGUAUCAAGUUAAUUUUAAUGCUAGGGUUUGUUGUACACUGCUUUGCCCAGAUUUGUGGUGUGUGUGUGAUCAGUAAGCCUCUACAGCAUGUAGUAGUUUAUGUAUAAGUGCUAACAAUGAAGCCUAGGGUAUUUCCUGGGGAUUCAUUAACUAAGAAAGAGAGCUGUGAUCAAAAGGUU
This is a messenger RNA of Polyodon spathula (Mississippi paddlefish), 4055 nucleotides long. RefSeq names its product receptor-interacting serine/threonine-protein kinase 2-like. NCBI's taxonomy places the organism in Eukaryota, Metazoa, Chordata, Actinopteri, Acipenseriformes, Polyodontidae. Gene Ontology annotation, biological process: regulation of apoptotic process; positive regulation of canonical NF-kappaB signal transduction; protein phosphorylation. The coding region runs from base 419 to 2236 and encodes 605 amino acids. The transcript is spliced from 13 exons. Gene Ontology annotation, molecular function: ATP binding; JUN kinase kinase kinase activity. The record is from RefSeq and is a predicted model, not a curated record.